ACUAACAUAUUGCAGUUUGUACCAAUCAAAAGAAGGCGUAGGUGACAUAGGGCUCACCAAAACACAAAAACCUACUAACAUCCUGAAGUUUGGAAAUGACAGUGACAGUAAUUUUAGAGAAAAAACUGAGGUGUUUUCAAUUAAAAUGUUAAUAAUAUCAAAUAAUUAGAUGUGUAUGUGUUUUGUUUGUAUAAAUUAUGUCUACCAGGUCACAGCUUACUAAAGAUUUAAAUGAAAGUAUUAAAUCUUCAGUUGGAAAUAAGGUGAAAAUUCUUUUCAAAAAUGUGGUUAGAUUGGAAACCAAAGGUGAUAAGACUGAAAACAGAGUUUUGGUAUUUUCACCAUGCCGAAUACUAUUACUUACAGCGAAAGUGCCAACCAAGAUCGACAGUCAUUUUCAUUACUUGGAGAUUCAAGCCUUGGAAAGCAAAAGAGGUAAUCAAUUAAGUCUAACAAUUAACGAUAAAGUUUACUCGUUUCUUGUUGGAGAAGAUUCGAAAUGCAGUACAGAAGUAGACAAUAUGAUAGGAGCACUUAACAAUGCUAUUAGAAAUAUUUUUCCCACUGUACCAUUACAACAUAUUAUUAGGAAGAUUGAAGUGAUACCAAAUACGAGGCUACAACAAUUACGUGAUUUGGAGGCUAUAGCCAGUAGUAGAAGAGAAGUCGGUCCGUGCGGGGGUUUCUCGAACCAAUAUGCUUGUAUGUGUGAUUACCAUGGUCUCACUUAUAGAGAAGAAGUAGCAUGGGACAUAGAUAAUAUUUACGUUUCUUUAAAUACCCGUGAACUUAGCCUUAAGGAUUUUGAAUACCUAGAUCAAAAAGAUUUAAUCCCAAUAAUCAGUGCACUGGAAUAUAAUACUUGGUUUACAAAAUUAAGAGCGAAUCAAGUGAAGUUAUCACACGAUAAUAUCGAUAGAAUUCUUCACGUACUACGCAAAUCUCUAAAUUUAGAAGAGAUAUAUCUUGAUAAUUUAGGUUUAAAGUCUGAUUUUCUAAACAAAUUAUCCAGUGUCCUAAAAUUAAAUCUUGGUUCAGCUUUACAUACGUUAGAUGUAUCUUAUAACCCAAUAGAAGAUAAAGGUGCUACUUAUUUGGGAAGUUGUAUUCCCAAGCUCAAUAAAGGUCUAGUCCAUAUAAAUUUGUCUCAUUGCGGUUUGAGCUCAAAAGGAGUCAAUAAUCUUUUCGCUGCUCUCUGUAACAAUACGAGUAGUUUUACCACUUUGACCUACCUCAAUUUGAGUGGUAACAAUUUAAAAGAUGAUAUCAGUAAUUUUCAUAACUUUCUUUCUCAACUGAAUGCUCUUCAGUACAUUGAUAUUUCUUCCACUGAUAUAAUUCUAGAAAACCUUUUUGGUGCUUUAGUAAAAGGCUGUACAACAAAUCUAGUUCAUUUGAAUAUUUCCAAAAAUCCUUUCAGUAGUAAAAAGAAUAAAGAAGCUCCAAUUUCUUUCAAGCAAUUUUUUAGCACUACGCUUAAUCUGAAAUAUCUCAACAUGUCACACUGUAAAUUACCACAAGAGGCACUUAAAAAUUUAUUGUUGGGACUGGCAUGUAAUGAAUUUACCAAAGAAAUGACAUUAGAUAUUAGUAAUUGUGGACUCGGUAGUCAAGGUGCUCACGUUUUGGAAUCAUGUGUGCACGGUGUUAGGUGUAUCUCUAGUCUUGAUAUUUCUGAAAACAAUAUGGAUUCAGAUUUGUGUAACGUUGUGAUAGCAAUAAGUAAAAAUAAGUCACUAAAACACUUGAACAUGGCACGUAGUAUGAAAAAACACAUGUCUCUUAUUAUGGACUCGGUAGUUCAAAUAAUACAGGACGACGAAUGUCUUUUACAAUCUUUAAUUAUUCCAGAUUGUAGAUUACGCUCGGAUCUUUAUAAUCUUUUGAACGCACUCGGCGAUAAUAAAUCUUUAGAAGUUCUAGAUAUAAGCGGAAAUUUGAUAGGCGAUUCUGGAGCUAGGUUGUUAGCGAAAGCGUUACAAAUUAAUAACAAGUUGAAAAGUAUUAUCUUUGAUAGAAACAAUAUAACUUUGCAGGGAUAUCACGAUAUAGCCUACGCCUUAGAAAGCAAUUCAACUGUUCAGUAUAUGCCAUUUCCAAUUUAUGAUAUCACACCUUGUAUGAAAGCUAAUGCGGAACGAACGGAAUUGAUAAUGAGAAAAAUCCAAGAUUUACUGAAUCGAAAUGUUUCUCAAAAACAGCAUUCUCUCAAAAGUUUUCCCAUGCAACCAGGUUUCCUACUCACUUCUAAGCAACAGGCAUUAGAAAGAUUAGUUCAACAGACCCACGAGGCCAUUAAAAAUGUCACAACAGAAUCAAUUGCUUCUACCAAUGACAUUAACCAUGCCACUGGAGUUAUACAGGAUGCUGAAAAUGCUAGACAAUUAUUGGUGCGACUACAAGAAGUAGCCCAACAUCGAGAUGAUAAACGUCCAAAUCCAGUGGAAGAGAAACUCCAUCAAGCGGCUUCUGACAUUCAUGCCAGUAUUUGUGAUUACAUUCAAGCUACAACUGAAAAAAUGUUAAAAUGUUGUAAAGAACAAUGUCCAUAUGUAUUGCAUGAUGAAGAAACAAUUCAAGAAAUAAAAAAGGAAUGUAAAAGGAAGAAACAGAUUCCAUUUGAUUUUGUUACUACAUGUAUAAAGCAGCAGGCAGGAAUAGAUAUUAUGAAUCGAACAAGAGAGUUGAAUAUAAUGGUUGCUAAUCAAUUGAGUGAACAAGUUACUGACGAAGUAUAUGAAGUUUUAAUGAGAAGCUACAAAAUAUUAGUAGGUGAUGCAAGUGCAAUAAGAAUCGACUCGCCACCGAGGAGAUCUAGGUUAAGUAGUUCGGAUAGUUCUCGACACGGUGCCAGUGAUAUUUCUAUAACGGACAGCAGUCAUCAGUCAGACUUAUCGCCAUUAAAACUGGAGUAUUUGAAUUUAGCGACACCACAUUUAUCAAUCAAACGAAAAAGUCUACACGGACGUAAAUUAAGGCCUAAAUCAGUAGUCGACAGCGUCGAAGGUAUAUCCGCAGAUGAUAUUCCCAGUUUGUUACCGUCUCUUCCGUGUAACUCCGAAGAAGAAGAUUCCGUUACAGAGUUACCAAAUACAAGUCAUCAGCUUCAACACUUAGUCAAAGGAAUUUUCCUCAACAAAGGUCGACCUAGAAGGGCGAAAACUCGAGCACCAACAAGACCGGUGGUCAAUCCUCCCGAUACUACAGACUCAGUUUCACAAGAUUUAGUCGAAGGUUUGGAUUCUUUCUUCCGUCCCGGUUCAGUAACGCCAACUUCGGACGAUUGUCAUUCUUUUCACACUGCCGGAAGUCCGAAUCACGAUUUUUCUUCACCAACGCUUAGCGAGGAUCGUAAAACUCCCAAAUUGAGUAGAAAUUCACCGUUAUUACGUGGAUUAAUGACGCCUACACCUCGGUCACGUUCUAUAGACAAUCUAGAAAAAUGUUCACCAUCAUCGUUAAGAAGAAAUAACGAUAUUACUUCUUCGCCGCUUACAAGAAGAUUGACGGGAGAUAGUAUAGUGUCCAGAGAUAGUAGUGAUGGUAGUAUCGCAGCGGAAUCUAGUUUCGAUCACUCACCGGGUAGUACUUUAUCGAAAGGAAUGUCAUCAGAUGGAUCCAAAGACGAAUCCGAAAACAUUAGACAAUCAUUGAAACAUCUUAAGAGCUGUUCAUCUAUAGUUUCUAAACCUCGACCUUGGUCGAUGGUAAAUUCAGAAGGAAAAUCUAGUGAUCUUGGUUUAUUAAGCGAUGGUUCGUCGCCGAAUAAUUCUACUGGGAAUACACCGGAUUCCGCGGAAGCUUUGGAUAGUUCGGAAUCGUCGUCAAUCGAUAGGCGGCUCGCUAAAGAAAUGAAAUUGAAAAGGACGAGUGGUUUGCAGACAUAUUUUCCAGAUCGUGGAGAUUUAUCCUUUUUCUCCCGCUAUAAGGCGAUAACGUCUAAAAAAGAGCAAUCGGCAAAUAAUAGUGUAGGAACAAGAAGAGAUAGUAAUUACAAUUGUAGAGAAACGGAAGAUGCACACAUAGGUAGAUAGUUUCCAGAAUUUUUAGGAUUAACCUCGAAAAUAAAAUUAGGGAUCGGAAUACUUCCUUGUUGUAUUUUUGUUACCUUGGCUUUUAUAGUAGGCAUCUAUUUUCGAAACGAAAAACAUAAUUACGAAUAUUUCUUAUUAAUGAUUGUGAAUUGGAGACUUGUUAGAUUUUUGUAUUUUAAUUACCUUAAAUAAUAUUUUUUGCGAAUAAAAAAAUCUAACCGAUUGUAAAAAUGAAAAAUCAAAUGCUCCGUUGAAAUAAAAAAAAUGUGAUAUUUUGUAAAUUGCAUAAACUAAGAAAAUUUAUGGUCUAGAAAGAUAUUGUAUAGAAAAUAUGUUACAUAAUUUAUUAUAAACCGUAAUUAAAAAUUGCAGCAUUUCGUCGAUGUAUAAAAUUGGUAGUUACAAGAAAAGUUAUUUGCAAUCUCUUUUGUUUUUCCUCAUUAUCCAGAUAUUUAAACAAUCAUGUUUUGCCAUCAGUUGUUUAUUUAUAAUGCUAUGAAGGAGUGAGUCUAUUUAAUUUGAGCAAAACAACAGAUACACACACUUUUUUAUCCAUAUCCAAAUAAUAUCCGUAUAGUUUCUAGUGUAAUAUAAAUUUGAAUUUUCCAAUAAUUUUCUCAGAGAAAUUGUUUCCUUUAACUGUCAGUUUAAAAAAAUUACCCCUUGUUAUUCUACUGCCUGCUCAUUGCGGGCGUUUCUUCCCCAAAAUACAAAGCCCAGCAUCUUUCAUUCUUUUUAUAUGUUUUUUCCAGAAUUUUUGGCCCUCUAUCAUCCACCUUCCUAUUUCCUGUGUUCCACUUUGAUUAUCAAUAUCUUCAUUCUGUAUUAAGUCGUGUAGAGUUUGGUCUUGUAUUCAUCUUGUAGACAUCCCAAAAUUCCAUCCACUCUUAUUGUUUGUUCUCUUCUUCAUUAAAAAGUUUUUCAUGACUCGUUCCCUAUCUCCUUCCUACUGCUUCCAAGCGGCGUCUAAUAUGUUUUUUUUAUUGUCUUCCAUUGUUGGUAUAUACUAUAUUGAGUAUUAAUUGAUUUUUGCAAUAUUUUCUAGUUAAAUCGGCUCUUUUUUCAAUUACAUCAGUUAUAUUCAAGAAUUAAAAGUUAUUUUAUAACCAUUUCUUACUAUUAUACUAUAUCAGACAUCGGGGUAGUGUCUUCUUUCUGUUAUGUUUCCACUCCUUUGCAUCCCUUCCUUUAUUUCAUCCUAUUUCUUCUAUACGGUUGAUCGAUUGUGUCCUUGAUAUUUCUCUUUGCUUUUUUUUGAAUUCACCUACUUCCUUUAUUUUCCUAGAAAUUUUUUGUUGUUUUAAUUCCAUUAAAUGUCUACAAUAGUUGAACGUUUCAGAGUUUUUUUUAAAUUAAACACACCAAGUGAUAAAUUCUCACAAAAUCAAGAUAAUUUAUCAACAAAAUCAUACAAAAGAGGUCUGAGAAGUAAAUAUUUUUAUAUAAUUUUGUACAUGUAUCAAAUUUUGAUCUUAUAUAAAUUUGGAUUUGGACAAAUUGAUUUCUACUCUCCCUAAGUUAUUGACAAUGACAAUAAAUUAAACCCAUAUGCUUCUUACGUCUUUUUUGACAAAAAAAAACAACAAAAAUCUAACAUUGUCCCAAGAUAUUGGAUUAGUAUUUAAUGUUCUUGACUGCCAUGUUUUUAUAAUAGUAACAAAAUUAUUUUUUAGACUCUCUUGUAUUUUACUAUAUAACAAUUCGAAGAUUACCAUUUAAUAUUAAGAGUGUUCAAAAAAAAUAGAGAUUUGCAAUUUUAGAGUAUUGUAUAUUGGCUUCAAUAAUUUAUUGUUUUAAAUUUAUUUUUUUGGAUCUAAAAUUUCAUUAACAUUCAUAAUUUUUAUGAAUAUGUGUCGAAAAUAUUAAUAUGGAUAUUUUUUCUUACAAUUAGAUGUCAAAUUUUUUAGUACCAACCUUACACCAUUUGUAGUUCUGCUCUCUCUGUUUUCGAACUUCCUUUGUACUGAUAUCAGGGAGCAUAUAAGCUGCAGAGCUCAAAAUAUUAAGAACUAAACACGUUAUAAUUUUAAUAACUAUAAUCUAAAUUAUACAUUUCCUAUUUCUUGAUAAAAAACUGGAUGGAAAAUUCCAGAGUUCAGUAAAGUAGACCAAUUGAAUAAUCCACCUAUAGAUUGUUUUCUUCUGGUAUACACAAACGUGGUCGGCGCGCUCUUUCUUUAUAACCCCAGUGUUGAGUGACUUAAAUGGAGAAUUUCGCUGCAUUCAGUCCAGCGCAACGCUUAAUACAAAGGAGGAUUAUGUCUCAAGUAUUUUUCCAUUCUUAAGUUUUUUCUCUACUUCCUGACUGAUUCUUUAGGACUAAACUGAAUUACAAUAUACUAUAAUAGAGUGUGUGUAAUGUUGUGUAGCACGUUGUUUUCAACUUGAAUACUAAAAUAUUUUGUAAAGAUUCAUACGUAGAAAAGACGAAGUUGAAAACGUGGUAGGCCUUUACCAAAUACUAUAAAAAACGGGUAUAAGUAGGAGAAAAGCGGCAUAAGAAAAUUGUUGUCAAAAAUAGAAAGUCAUAGCUCUAAAGCACUUUUGAAAAUAAAAUGACACGAAAACUCCAAAAGUCAUUUUCAGAAUGGCAUGGAAUAUGUGUUAUUAGGAUCAACCAAUAUUGUAACCAAAUUAAAUUUUGCUUAUUGAUAGAAUAUACAGAGGUAUCUUGAAAAUGUGCCGACGAAUAAGUCAAGAAUUAUUAAUUGUCUCAAAUUUUGUGGAUCGUUCGAAUUUCCUCACCGAGAACAUGAUAAAAGCAAUAAUUGUGUUCUUUUCUUGGACCUAUAAAUGUUUCGACUAAAUUAGAUUGUACUCUAAAUGAGUCCUGAAGUAUACCUUGGUUUAGUCAACAAUACCUACAUAUAGUUAAAUUAUUAGAAGUUCUAAACUGUUCAAGUUCUUCGGGUCAUUUUUGAAAAUGGAAACAUGAAUUCAAUAAAAGUAAAGUAUAGAAAAUACGUAAAAUAAUGCUUGGUUGUAUAUAUUUUCUUUACGUGGUAGCCCUUUCAACUACCCCUAAAUAAAAUUAAUGGAAAUUUGACAAAGACGACAAAUAUUUUUGGGGACGUGCAAAACCCUAAAAAUGCUUCACCACGACCAACAAAUGAUUAAUACCUGAUAUCGUUUUCUUAAGGUAGAAGGCUGUAGCAUUCUGAUUGAUUAGCAAGAUUCGCACGUCCUUCAUAGCUUGAAGGAACUAGUUCUUCAUUCUUAUUUUGAACAUUGCUCAUAAGGGAAUGGCAAAUGUAAAAUAUUUCGAAAAAGCUAACUAUAUUUGUUUGAAAACAGCAACUAUUAACAUCGUAAAGGCUAGAACUAAACAGAGAAGCAAUAAAUAUUGGCUAGGAGAAUAUGGAGUUUGUUGUAAUAGUUUCUUCAAGUACUGGCAUUGGUUAUGAUCGUUCAUCGGAUGUACCUCAUAUCGUUGUUCAUUGUUCUUUCAUUUAGACACUGUUCAUUUUUCCAAAAA
Molecule: messenger RNA, 7509 nt
Organism: Diorhabda carinulata
Lineage: Eukaryota; Metazoa; Arthropoda; Insecta; Coleoptera; Chrysomelidae
Product: F-actin-uncapping protein LRRC16A
Exons: 22
Coding region: 198-4034 (1278 amino acids)
Biological process (GO): cell migration; regulation of Arp2/3 complex-mediated actin nucleation
Cellular component (GO): plasma membrane; lamellipodium
Molecular function (GO): protein binding
Source: RefSeq, a predicted model, not a curated record